AUGCUUUCAGUUGCACUGAUGUUGGGCCUGUUAUACUUCACCAGCCAAGAACCCAUAGAGAGUUUAGAAGACAUCCUCGCUUAUCCCAUGGAACCGGCUACGAAACCUAAGCGCCAAAUUGAAACCGAAGGUGCUAAAAGCAAGCAGGCGAAAUUUGUCGAAUUCGUCGAAGAAAAACUGAUUCAGCACACCCAAGCGUUGGAACACGUACUAAAAACGGCGACCAACGUCGAAGACCUGAUAAAAGAGUUGAUCCACCAUUUCAGUAAGAAUAUGGAAAAGCCGAAGUUGCCUGAAAAAGUUGAGGUACAUCAGACGAGGAGGCGAAACGCGGAGAAUGAGACCGAAAAUCCGAUAAUUAAGUUCGGGAAAGGUUUCCCAACAUACGGGACGUUGUUCAAAGAUAUGAUAAUGAGGGCGUUCGAAAGAGACGACGCGCCGACACCGCUCGUUGAGAAACACAAAUCUACCAAAGAGUCUCGUCGGUCAUUUGGCGGGAGACCUAUUGUAGUUCCAAGCACAGACGAUAACGGCCCGAGUCCUUGGUGUUCAAUAGCGGUUCUUUGCCACAGAACAUAUAACCCCGUUUGUGGUUAUGACGACAACUUUGGCUAUGGAAAAUUCGAUGACAUCUGCCACAUGCUCCAAGUUAACUGCUAUUGGAAGUACAAUUUUGCUCUCGUACCAUCCUGCAGGCCUGUGUUGUAA
Molecule: messenger RNA, 708 nt
Organism: Leptosia nina
Lineage: Eukaryota; Metazoa; Arthropoda; Insecta; Lepidoptera; Pieridae
Source: the annotation of a GenBank genome assembly